GGGAUUGAUACCGGCUGGUUGCUAGGGAAGAAAUAAAGAAACAGAGCUCGAAGCUGCCAAGGACACAUAGCGUCUCGCCCUCACGCCCACUCCCAGUGACUUUUCCGGCAGAGUUCACCGCCACUGCCGUCGCUCGCAGUUCUACACCCCCGGCGACUUCCAUGAAUGCCUAAAGGUUGUCCAUCAUGUUGGCUGGUCUGAUUUCUGAGUUGCAGUAAAAAUCACAAUGUUGCUUAAGCCUAUCCGCAAUUCAAAUAGAAGAACUACUUCAGACUUUCUGUCGUCAUUGGGGAAAUAUUUCUCCACUUCGAGACAAUCUGCAGUUGAUUUGGCUUCCAAAGAUGGAGAAAUGAGGAUAUUUUUAGUUGCAGGAGAAGCUUCCGGAGAUGCUAUUGGUUCUCGUUUAAUAGCUGCCUUAACAAAGCUUUCACCUUUCCCAAUACACAUUGCUGGAGUUGGAGGAUCUAUGAUGGCAAAACACGGAUUGAAAUCUGUUUUCCCCAUGGAAGAUAUUGCUGUAAUGGGGAUUUGGGAGUUGUUGCCACAUCUAAAUAAGUUCCAAGUUAGACUGAAGCAAACAUUUGAAGCUGCAAUCUCAUUUAAUCCUCAUGUCAUAGUCACAAUUGAUUCAAAGGGAUUCUCUUUUCGUCUUUUAAAGCAAUUAAGGGCUAGAUAUGGGCAAAAAGGACCUUUACACUUCCAUUAUGUAGCACCAUCUUUUUGGGCAUGGAAAGGAGGUGAAGCAAGACUUAAGGGACUUUCUGAGUUUAUUGAUCAUGUCUUAUGUAUUCUUCCAUUUGAAGAGGAAGUUUGCAUAUCUAAUGGACUACCUGCAACCUUUGUGGGCCACCCCAUUCUAGAAGAUUCCAUUGACCUUAACUCGGUUGCUACAGAAAAGGGAUGGAAGGUGCAAGGAAAUGCUGACAUGUUCAGGGGUAAAUACGGAAUUUCCUCAGGUUCAAGAAUAUUGAGUCUGCUUCCUGGAAGUAGAUUACAAGAAGUGACACAAGAUCACAUCAAAAGAACCACCAAUGAGUGGCCGACACAUGUCGUACUGGUUCCUGGAGGAUCACCCCACACCAAAUAUGAUGCAUUUAGUGCGAGCAGUGUGGCGUUAUGUACAUCGGGGACAGCGGCAAUGGAAUUGCAACUUGUGCGAUUACCAUGUGUUAUCGCGUAUCGAGCACAUUUCCUAACAGAAUGGGCGAUACGUUAUAAAGCUAAAAUACCUUACAUUUCUCUCCCAAAUAUCCUUCUUAAUUCACCUGUUAUUCCCGAAGCCCUUUUUCGUCAUUGCUCACCCAAAAAACUAGCAUGUUUACUCACGGAAGUAAUGUGUAAUGAAGGAGUCCGGGAAGAACAAGUGGUUGCCGCCGAAAGGGUGAUGGAAUUACUAAGGCCGCCACAGGGUGGUAACUUGGGCUUUGAUAACACUGCGAAAAACAACACAACGAUGAAGCCAAUGGCUUUUCUUUGCCUUUCGGCCAUCCUCAUGGCUUCAAUUUUGAUCCAAGAAACCAAAGCCGAAGCUCCUGCAUGUGAUCCUCGGGACCCGAAUUGUGUGGUAAACCCCUCCAGAAAGAACCCGCUUGUCAUAGAAGGGAGUAAAGAAGAUAAGGAGGCAGAAAGGGAAAAAGAAGAUGACACCCCUGAGAUAAUUAUAGUAGGCCAUAGGAAGAUGUCACGUUGA
This is a messenger RNA of Lactuca saligna, 1690 nucleotides long. The record is from the annotation of a GenBank genome assembly. NCBI's taxonomy places the organism in Eukaryota, Viridiplantae, Streptophyta, Magnoliopsida, Asterales, Asteraceae.